AUGACGCCCUCAAGAUCAGAAAGGAUCGCAUGGCUCACCACCGCGGCGAUGGCAUGGCUGCCGACAGCCAGUGCAGUCAAUGCCAGGACAUCGACUCCGCCCAUGGGCUGGAACAGCUACAACUACUACGGAUGCAGUCCCACCGAGGAGAUUAUUCACACCAAUGCGCAAGGGCUCGUUGAUCUAGGUCUCGCUGCUCUUGGGUACGUCUAUGUCACCACCGACUGCGGGUGGCCCGCUCCAGACCGCGAUUCCGAGGGCAGAAUACAGUUUAAUGAGGACUUAUUCCCUUCAGGCCCCGUGGCGCUGGGCGAGUUCAUUCACGGCCUUGGACUCAAGUACGGAUUGUAUUCGGGCGGAGGCUACUUGCAGUGCGGUAGCACUGACCUUCCAGCCAGUCUGGGCUAUGAGGAGAUUGAUGCACAGACUUUUGCUGACUGGGGUGGCGAUUCACUGAAAUAUGACAACUGCUACCCAGUCAACAAUGUUACAAUGGCAGAUUACGACUCGGCAGAGUCGGGUUCUCCUGCCCGAUUCCAGACAAUGGCAGCUGCCCUAGAUGCUGUCGAUCGCGAUAUCAACUACUUCGUUUGCCAGUGGGGAGUAGGUCAGGACGUUGGCGCCUGGGCCUCUGCCAUUGGCAACUCUUGGAGAAUCAGCAAUGAUAUAUACAACGCGUGGCGAAGCAUAUGGCGAAUUACCAACGAGGUGGUCCCGUACUACAAGUACACCACUGUCGGUGCAUAUGCCGACAUGGACAUGUUGAUUGUUGGCCUCAAGGCUCUAUCUCUCGAGGAAGAGCGCUUCCACUUUGGCUUAUGGGCUAUCAACAAGUCUCCUCUGGGAAUUGGUGCCGCUCUCGACACUUCCAUCACGCCACAAGAUUCUUUGGAUAUUCUUUCCAAUGCGGAAGUUAUUGCCAUCAAUCAAGACUCGUUGGGUGAGCCCGUCAAGUUGACAAGGCGAUACACCGAGGAGGAGUAUGAUUUAUGGGCAGGAAAUCUGUCAGAUUUUCGAAUCGUACUCGGUAUUUCAAACUGGCGAAACAACUCUCAAACAAUCAGUGUCGACCUGGCCUCUAUUCUUGGAGUAGCCUCCGCGGAUGUACGAGAUGUCUGGGCUGCCUCAGACUUGGGUACCUUGUCGGGAUCUCAGACAUUCAACUUGGCAGGUCACGAGCUCAAGAUCUUGGUCCUUUCCAACAUUGCCUCUUCGAGCUCGACCCCCAAGGCUGCAGGAUACUACAGCGCUGUCUCUGGUGCCUUGGCCGGCCAAGCCGCCGUGGUGACAUGCUCAGCCAAUACCUGCCUGCCUACCGGACAAAAGGUGGGCGACCUAUACCCAGCGACAUCCAGCUCCCUGACCAUCUCUUCCGUCUCGGCCGCGACGGCGGGUACAAAGUUGCUUGGUGUCGACUUUAUCAAUUACGACAUUGCGCUGGCUACCGCGUGGGACUGGGGUGACAACACGAGGAACCUGACUGUUAGCGUCAACGGCGAGCAAGCAAAGAGAUGGGCCUUCCCCAUCAGCGGAGGUGACUGGUCUGACACGGGACGUCUGCUGAUCGAGGUCGAUGGCUUCGCUGCGGGUGACCAGAAUGAGGUUGUGUUUGCAGCUGUAGGAAGCAACCCGGCGCCUGACUUGGUUGGGUUCGAGAUCUUUGAGUAA
Molecule: messenger RNA, 1668 nt
Organism: Pestalotiopsis fici W106-1
Lineage: Eukaryota; Fungi; Ascomycota; Sordariomycetes; Amphisphaeriales; Sporocadaceae
Exons: 5
Coding region: 1-1668 (555 amino acids)
Biological process (GO): carbohydrate metabolic process
Molecular function (GO): hydrolase activity, hydrolyzing O-glycosyl compounds
Source: RefSeq, a predicted model, not a curated record